UUUAGCAUCGCUAGGUACGCGGCUACAUCACUAAAAGAACCAAAUGUCUCAACUCUCAAGUGAAGCCAUCAUUAUUCCCUCCUUUUGUGUCCUGUUGCUUGUUUGUGAAUACAUUGUAUAAAACUGCAUAAUUGUGUAUUUUCCAAAAUUCAAUAUGCGGAAAGUAUCGAAGAAUCGUACGGAUGAUGAUGUGAUAUCAUCUACAAAUGGUUCACUAAUGAAUGAAGACCAGACAGAUACAGAACGUAAUACCGACUCCAAUGAGAAGAAUAACUCUGUAGGUAACGAUAGUCUCGACCAAAACGACGAUGAUUCCUCGGAUAUAUCUAAAGAGACUAAAAGAGGUAGACCGAGCAAAGGCAAGUCCAAGAAACGUAAGUCUGGAAAAGAAAAGCAUGUCGUCGAAGAAGAGUACGAGGUGGAAAAAAUUGUUGACUCAAAGAAGAUAAAGGGGAAAUUGCACUAUCUUAUCCGCUGGAAGGGUUAUUCGGCUGACAGUGAUACUUGGGAACCAGAGAAUACACUAUCUUGCCCAGAACUUAUCAACAAAUUUAAUGAGGAGAAAGAAAAUUCUAAAAACAAAGAGAGCAAACCUACUAAGAAAGCAAUUAAAAGAAAAGCCAAAAAAGGUAAAGAUAAUCAACCUGCCAGUAAAAGACCCAAAACUGAAUGGGAUGGCAAAGACGAUGAAAAUGCUGAGUAUGAGGUUGAACGCAUCAUGGAAGUGCAUCAUAAGAAAAAUGGCAAAAGAGAAUUUUUAAUUCAUUGGAAAGGAUGGUCCAGCAAGUUUGAUUCAUGGGAACCAGAGAGCAACCUUAAUUGCCCAGAAUUGAUUAAAAAAUUUAUGGACAAGGUUUCCAACGCUCGUUCAAUGGAUUCACGAAAUUUAAGGGUGGCUCCAGAGGCUACUAACAGAUUCACACUACAAGACCCAACAACGGGUCGGCGAUUAAGCAAAAGACGUGGCCAGCGUCAAAGAGUGCGUUAUGACAAUGCGGAGUAGAGGAUUUUUUCUCAUUAUACCAAAACUUUAUGUUGGAUGUAAUAUGUGAUUUUAUGCAUAUUAUUGGUAUUUUUAUUUUAUAUGUGAAGAAGUUUCAUAUUAAAUGUUUUCAUAGAGUCAUUCUGUGUUCUAUGAAGUAUUUAUAUAGUAUUUAGUUAAUCUUUUGAAUAUAUUUUUUUGUAACAUAGCAAGUAAAAACCUGUUUAUUUAUAUGUUGCGUAUUUUUUUUUCAAAGAAACUAUAAUUUACUGAUGUAUAAAACUUUUUCGACGGUUGUAAAGCUAAGUUUAGUCUAUGGCAGAAUUUAUUACAUUAAUACAUUGUUGUAUUAGGUGAGUAUAUUGAGUUAUAUACAUAUUUAGAAUAAGCGAUUGUUCAUUCUCCUUUUGAUUCUUUAAGGAACUCAGAUAUAGACCAUUUCAUCCACGAAGGUUCACCCCACCACUUUUCGAGUGGAGCGGGGCAAGGUCAUUGACCCAAGUUUCAGUUGCGAGUUGCGAGCGGUUCGGUGUACAUGAGUUUUAUGAUCUACGUUGCGCAAACCUAUUGAUUCGUCACGAAAGUUGCUCUACUACUUAUUGUAAUUUUAAAUAGACUUAAAAGAUGUGGUUUUUUUAACGACUGAAAAUUUUGCUUUAGAUUUCGUUAGGACUAAAUAUGUACCUUUUUAAUUUCAUUGGCAUGAGACCUUGGAAUUAAAGAUACUGUACAGAAAUUUACAAAAGCGAAUAAGAUUUUGAUGAUUUUCAUUACGGUGGUUCUGUUGGGCUAAUUUCUUACUAACAAAAAAAAUAAUAAAAACAUAAAAUCGCCUUGAAAAAUCACUAAAAACCAGAAAUUAUUUAACAUAUAUUAUAUGGGUUACUCAGAAAUGAACAAUUUGGCGCGAAAAAUUAAAAAUGAUUUUAAAUUCGAUCGAGAUUUAAACCGAGGUCUAUUUUGUCAAAAUGACAUCAAAUAAGCAAUUUAAACGAAUGCAAAGAAACAUAGUAAAGUAACAAAGUGUUUACAGUUACAGUAUUCCUCUGUUCUUACAAUAUUCCUAUUCAAUAAAACUCACUGUGCACCAACAGUUAUUGCAAACAAAUUACAAAAUUUUUUUAGUGACUCAACUAUAAUGAUUUAUACUGGUUUUUGACCGCGGUGUUAUUUGAUGCUAUUUUUUAAAAUAUCUUGGCUCUAAAAUAUCUCAACCUGUUAUACGUUAUCUUAUACUUAAAAGCCAAAUAUGUAAUAAUAUUUUACGACGGCUAUAGGCCUUCGUAAAAUAUAUCAUAUCCUAUUAGUGAUUUUAUAUCACGCUAUGAUUAAUAGGAACUGAUCAGUAAUUAAAAUUAUUCCUUUUGUGACCUUCCGUGAUGUGCGCUGCGUAAACGGUUAAUAUUACGCAACAAUCAUGAAUGACAGAAUUGUUCCUCUUAAAAAGUUUUAAAAAGUAUAUUAUAAAACGAAGUCCACCUCCGCACCUAUCUGCCUGUCUGAACGAUAUAAAGUCAAAAACUAACCAAAUGGGAAGGACAUAGGCUAUUUUCUAUCUCGAGAAAAUAUGUAGCGAGACUUUUAUACCCGGGAAACUUUAUAACGCGGGCGGAGCCGCGCGGAAUACAAAUAAUAAAAUUGGAGUAGAGCAUAUUUCCAAUCGUAUCAUUUUUGUCUCGCGAUAGACUUUUUUUUUUUUGUUUCGC
Messenger RNA from Manduca sexta (tobacco hornworm), 2688 nucleotides. RefSeq names its product chromobox protein homolog 3. Bases 155 to 1003 code for a protein of 282 amino acids. Gene Ontology annotation, biological process: negative regulation of transcription by RNA polymerase II; chromatin organization. Lineage: Eukaryota; Metazoa; Arthropoda; Insecta; Lepidoptera; Sphingidae. The transcript has 6 exons. The record is from RefSeq and is a predicted model, not a curated record. Gene Ontology annotation, cellular component: pericentric heterochromatin. Gene Ontology annotation, molecular function: chromatin binding.